Hermetia illucens (black soldier fly) is the source of this 857-nucleotide messenger RNA. Its product is annotated as trypsin delta-like. The record is from RefSeq and is a predicted model, not a curated record. The transcript has a single exon. Gene Ontology annotation, biological process: proteolysis. Lineage: Eukaryota; Metazoa; Arthropoda; Insecta; Diptera; Stratiomyidae. Gene Ontology annotation, molecular function: serine-type endopeptidase activity. Bases 24 to 767 code for a protein of 247 amino acids.
UCCGUUGAAAGUCAGCACUCAAAAUGUUCCGUUUUGUUGUAUUGACCGCUUUACUUGCCUGCGCUGCCGCUGAUGUUGUCCCAUUGUUGGAUGGGCGCAUUGUUGGCGGUAAGGCUACCACUAUUCAAAGCUACCCUCAUCAAAUUUCUUUGAGGUAUUCUGGUAGCCACAUUUGUGGAGGAUCCCUCUACAAGGCCAACGUUGUUGUCACCGCUGCCCAUUGUGUCCAAGGAACUUCAGCCUCCGUCCUCAGUGUUGUUGCUGGUACCAGUUCCCGCACCUCAGGAGGAACUUCCAUCAAGGUCUCCCAAGUCAAGGUUCAUCCAAGCUACAGCAGCAGCACCAUGAGCAAUGAUGUCGCCGUUUUGAUCCUUGCCAGUUCCUUCACUUUGUCCAGCUCUAUCCAACUCAUUGCUCUUACCAGCUCAGCUCCAGCUGCUGGAUCCGUCGUCACCGUUACUGGAUGGGGUACCACCAGUGAAGGAGGUUCAGCUGCUUCAACCCUUCAAGUCGUUGAUGUCAAUGUUGUCAGCAGUGCUACUUGCAACAGCAAAUACGGAAGUGGUUCCAUUACCUCAAGUAUGUUGUGCGCUGGUGUUGAUGCUGGUGGCAAGGACGCCUGUCAAGGAGACUCUGGCGGUCCAUUGAUCCAAAGCGGAAAAUUGGUUGGUAUUGUAUCAUGGGGAUACGGAUGUGCUCGUGCCCAAUACCCAGGUGUUUACUCCAAUGUUGCUGCUCUUAAAUCCUGGAUUGAAGCUAACUCAUAAAUAAAACGAUUCACGAUACGAGUUUGUGACGUUGAGUUUAAUGUCAAAAUAGCUUAAAUCAAUAAAGAAGCAAAACUGUUUGAAUAAAAA